AUGCGGAUGAAUGGAGCUUUGAAAAUAAAGCAGUUCAAAAACUCCCCUACUAUUGUUACUUUCUAUCAACUGAGAAGUGGAAGCAGCUGUAGAAGCGCAAGAAUAUCUGUCCUUCGACAGAUUGACAGCUGGGGUGUUGGUGUUAGAAAACCAAACUACGAAAAGAUAUACAAUAGAAUGAAGAAGAUGACAAAUCUGCUGUAUAUGUUCAACUCUGAUGAGAAGGCAUCUAUUGCUAACUGGAUGAAUGAGAAAUUGCCAGAAAGAAAUUAUUGCAUUUUUACCGGAGACCUUGGUGUCAACAACAUUGAAAGCAAUCUUUUCGCCUCUGGCUUUCAAUCGCCUGUCCAAGUGAGAGUUACGAGAAUAGCCACAUCAUUCUGCCUUGAUGCUACUCAUGGCAUAUCAGCAAGAAGUGGAGAGGCCAUGUACUCUUUAGUGACUCAACACAACGUAACUGGAAAAGGGUUUCCUGUUGCUUACAUGGUUAUAAAUGACCAGACAGUCAGGCCGAUCAGCCAAUGGCUUGUGCAUCUUCGUGAGAGAAGCUACUUCCAUCCUUUGAAUAUCACCAUUGACUGCAGUAUUUCCGAAGUUAAUGCGAUUACAUCUGCAUUUCCUCACGUUGCAAUUCACUAUUGUAAAUUCCAUAUUCUUCGUGCUUGGCAAACAAACCUCGACAACAAACUACACUUCUUGAGAUACUUCGAAACACGACGGACUGGAAGCGAAGUAUUGCUUAAAAGAUGGGGGCGCCCUUAUGUCGAUGACUCACAUAGAAGAUAUUUGACGAAUAACUACAUCGAGUCAUGGCAUAACCAGCUCAAGACCAUCUACUUUGGCCGUGCUAGAAUCAAAAGACUGGAUUGCCUUUUGUUUGACCUUAUGAACAAUGUAGAGUAUUUCUACGAACAAGAAGUGGAUUUUAUUCACUUAAACAAUGGAAAGAUGAGACCGUCUAUCACUGUUGUAAAUGAUUUGAUCGAAUGCUGUUCGUGUCCCAGAUACAUCUCUCGGCAAGUGCCUUGCAAGCAUGCAUUUCUUCUCAAAAGAUACUAUGCCAAUCACUUGGCAAUGCAAAGACCCGCAGUGUUAGCUAAAGAAGAAGAAGAAGUUGUGAUUGUUGACGAAGAAGACAGUAGAGAAGAUGUUGUAGGUGCUCAAAAUGAUGUUGAUACGUCUAUUGCAGACCUUAUCACUCACACCACCUUACUUCAUCAUCAAAGGCUCAAUCUCAAACACAUGCAAACAAUUUCUGACAUUGAUGUGUCAGAGAUAAAUGAUAUGACUCGUUGUGUUAAAGAAUUGUUAGAUAGAAUAGAUAAUAUUAGAAAUAGAAAUAGAAAUAGUUUUAGAAAUAUGAAUACCCAAUUUCAAUAA
This is a messenger RNA of Phycomyces blakesleeanus NRRL 1555(-), 1380 nucleotides long. RefSeq lists its product as hypothetical. The coding region runs from base 1 to 1380 and encodes 459 amino acids. Gene Ontology annotation, molecular function: zinc ion binding. The transcript is spliced from 6 exons. The record is from RefSeq and is a predicted model, not a curated record. NCBI's taxonomy places the organism in Eukaryota, Fungi, Mucoromycota, Mucoromycetes, Mucorales, Phycomycetaceae.